AUGCUCAAGACUGUACGCAUCCAGGCUCUAUGGCGACAGAGCUUGGGUCGACAUGCGCCGAAACAGAAGCAGCUUAGAGUGCUGUCAAGACCCUACUCGACCAAAUCAGCCAAGCCAACAGGCUCAGUUAUCCCCCUCCUAGGUCUCACAGCUGUUAUUUCGAUGGCAGCGCAUGAGAUCUCAAGCAUUCUAGGAGAGGAUUCAGUAAGCUACGAUGACGACGACAUUGAGACACACGGCUUUUCAGACUGGGCUUCCACAAACUCGACGGGACGCGCGGUAGCCAUCGUAUAUCCUAGGUCUACUGAAGACGUGUCCAAGAUUGCAGCUAUUUGUAGCAAGUACGGUGUCCCAAUGGUGGCUUUCGGAGCUGGAUCGUCCAUCGAGGGCAGCUUCUCAUCACCGCACAGUGGCAUAGUCAUAGACUUCACGUACAUGGACAAGGUCGUUGCCACCCAUCCCGAUGACAUGGAUGUGGUCGUGCAGCCUGGAGUCAACUGGGUUGACUUGAACAAAAGCCUAGAAGCCGAGGGCUUGUUUCUCCCGCUCGAUCCCUCCCCGACUGCAACCAUUGGCGGCAUGGUUUCUACUAACUGCAGUGGUACAAAUGCCUUCCGCUAUGGUACCAUGAAAGACUGGGUCCUUAACGUGACUGUCGUCCUUGCUGACGGCAAAGUCAUCAAGACGAGGAGACGGCCUCGUAAGACUUCCGCCGGGUACAACUUGACCUCACUUUUUGUCGGAGCAGAGGGCACACUCGGUAUCGUCACUGAGAUCACACUGAAGUUGGCCGUGGUGCCAAAGGAGACUAGUGUCGCCGUCAUCUCUUUCCCUACUGUUAAGGAUGCAGCGUCUGCUGCGACCAAGGUCAUCCGCUCCGGUCUGCAAUUGGCCGCAUUGGAGCUUAUGGAUGAUGUUCAAAUGCAAGUUGUCAACCGGCAUGGGGGCGAGUCAGUACGGAUGAAGAAUCUGGACGAGUCUCCGACACUCUUCCUUAAGUUCUCGGGCCCUACGCAGGAGGGUGUCCAAGCAGAUAUAUCUCAGCUCCAGAACCUAAUCAAAUCUUGCAACCCGGGAAAGUCCUACUUCGCGAGAAGCAAACAGGAAGAGACAGAUCUCUGGGCAGCAAGGAAGGAAGCGCUUUGGACAAUGACGUCUAUCAAGCCAGAAGGGCAUGCGCUGUGGUCCACUGAUGUGGCUGUUCCCAUUUCUCGCCUAGCAGAGAUCAUCGAGCUAUCUAAGAAAGACGCAGAGAGCUUGGGCGUCUUUGCCAGUAUUAUCGGGCAUGUUGGCGACGGAAACUUUCACGAGGCGAUGAUGUACGAUCCCAAGAAUACAGCCCAGAAGGCUGCGGUGCAGGAUGCGGCGUACAAGAUGGUAGGACGAGCUUUGGAGAUGGACGGCACGGUUUCCGGCGAGCAUGCCAUUGGGAUGGGGAAAAUGAAUUCCCUCGUUGAUGAGUUGGGAGGCGACACGAUCGAGGUAAUGAAGCGUCUGAAACAGGCUUUGGAUCCGAAGUGGAUUUUGAAUCCAGGGAAGGUCUUUGCUCUCCCGGCCGGCUCGACGGCCGUUGCAGCCAAACGAUUAGAGUAG
Molecule: messenger RNA, 1593 nt
Organism: Penicillium arizonense
Lineage: Eukaryota; Fungi; Ascomycota; Eurotiomycetes; Eurotiales; Aspergillaceae
Product: FAD-binding oxidoreductase
Exons: 5
Coding region: 1-1593 (530 amino acids)
Biological process (GO): lactate catabolic process
Cellular component (GO): mitochondrion
Molecular function (GO): FAD binding; D-lactate dehydrogenase (cytochrome) activity; D-lactate dehydrogenase (NAD+) activity
Source: RefSeq, a predicted model, not a curated record